Nothobranchius furzeri (turquoise killifish) is the source of this 2997-nucleotide messenger RNA. NCBI's taxonomy places the organism in Eukaryota, Metazoa, Chordata, Actinopteri, Cyprinodontiformes, Nothobranchiidae. The record is from RefSeq and is a predicted model, not a curated record.
AGAUGGCAGCGGGUAGCGCAUUAGGUGACUUGGUGUCGGGGGAAAUGACUUCUGCAGUUUGGAAGUAUGUCGGGUUCCGAGCAAAUGAUAAAAGAGAGCUGUGGUGUUCUGUCCAUCUUCGUUCCCCGUGCACGAGGUGCGGUCCCGCGGCGGCACCGCAAAGAAACGCUCCGGAGCUGAAAAGCAGCCUACUGAGAGCCAGUUACUCAAGGAGACGACGAAUCGCCUUUCUGGUGGAAAUAUGUUGCUAGGCUCUUCCCCGGAUGUGGCGAGAUGGCCCAAAAGCCUGCGCGCCUGUGCCACAGGCUCACCGGAGCGCGUUUCCAGCACUACAGGGAGGAAAGUUGUCGUUUAUAACGCGCAUGUUGAAGCUGGAAAAGUAAAAAAUGUUGUUUGCUUUUCUGGUGAAAAAUAUUUGAUAAACUGCGUUUUUUAAAUAUGUUACUAAUAAUAAUAGUGUUUGGGGUUGAGUUUGAGCGUAAACCUGCUAUUUGUGCUCUCCAGGAGGAACCACGGAUGGGCAGCACCCCGUUGGCCCUGUUGGCCGCCACCUGCUGCCGGAUCGGGGACCCCACCCCCUCCUGCUCCCCAGCCCUUUCUGAUGGAGCUCCUGGACUCACCAAGGGGUUUCACCCGUGGAAGGGGAGCCCCCAGACCAGCAGCAGCCUGGCUUCCUGCCUCUCCCCCAUCACAGUUUCCUCCGGGACAUCCAGGAGCAAUGGGCCUGGACUGACGGAGGCCUCCAGCGCCUUCUGCCUGAAAGCCGCCAGCUGUUCUUUAGGAGAUGACUUUUCAGCGUACCAGAGCGCGGUGUCGUCCUCAGACAGCGUCUCUGACUCCUCUCAACGCCAGGUGUUCAUGCCAAAGUUCCCUUCGUCAGUGGAAAGCAUGAUUUAUCCCAGAGUGCAUCCCUAUGAUUCCUGGUUCAAACCCGUGGGAGAGGUCGGCAACGGGUCCCCGUGGUGGGACAGGAGCACCAGCUGGGUGGACGCGCAAAACCCAACCGGGUUGCCCUGCUCCCUGAGCGGUUACAGUAACGAGUACAGCUCCGUCUUCAGCCCUGGAGCAACCCAGCACCUGUUCCCCGCCACGCAGCACCUGUUUGACGGCUUCAGACCACCAUACGCAGAGCCUAUAAGCACAGUGGCGCCUCCCAGGCCGGGACCCCCCACGGUUCCUCUGCCCGCGCCUUCCCGGUCCUCAUCGCGGCGCUACUCCAGCAGAGCCACAUGUGACUGCCCGAACUGCCAGGAGGCGGAGAGCCUCGGUCCGGAGGCUCCGAGUCUAAAGGGGGCAAAGGGACAACACAGCUGCCACAUCCCGGGAUGCGGGAAGGUUUACGGUAAAACCUCCCACCUGAAAGCGCACCUGCGCUGGCACACCGGAGAGCGGCCGUUUGUUUGCAACUGGCUCUCGUGCGGGAAACGCUUCACGCGCUCCGACGAGCUCCAGCGCCACCUGCGCACGCACACCGGGGAGAAGCGCUUCGAGUGUCCGAUUUGUUGUAAACGCUUCACGCGCUCCGAUCACCUCAGCAAACACCUGAGGACACACACCGCGGAGGGUUCAGAUGAGGAACCGGGACUUGGGAAAGGGGACCUGGAUAACAGCUUGCCCGCUAGUUCGGGCGGCGCUCCGGGAGCGCGCGACGCCCCGAGCGAGGAAGGGCAGUGAGCAGCAGGUGGAUGAGUCUGGUUCACUUUCACUGGAUAAAAACGUCAAAGGCACUUUAAUCUUCAGCCGUGAGCUCUGGUUCUUUUACCUCAUCUGAGAUUCGCAAAGAAAACCAAGUUUACUCUUUUCUUUACUUUUAUGCACCUAAUUUAUUUUAUACAACAUUUUAUUGCUUUAUAAUCUUAAAAUAAAUGUUUAUGUGCCGUGUUUCAUUUGUGAUUGUUGCCUAUAAGUCACGAUUAUAAAUAAAGUAGCAUUUUUUUCAGGUUUUAGAACGUUUAUGUUUGCUGUAUUUUUUUAAUAAAACUAAAUUUUCCUGAAAAUUACAGGACAUAAAGUUUUCUAAUUCAGAAAGACUAAUUGUGUGUGUGUGUGCUUCAGAAUAAUUAAGUACAAUAGAAACAGUGCCUUUAUUCUGCAAUAUUUAGCUAAGUUUGGCCGCAUAACAGCCUAACUCCAAACAUUUAACUCUGAGUUUAAAUACAUAAAAAAAGUUUCAAAGAAACAUCUGGAAUCCAAAAGCUAUCAGGUUUCUGUAAGGGCCACAUUCUGAAUUAGCUCCUAAAAUAAACAUUUUGAUUUUAUUAGGAUUUCUAAUCUUUUAUUUAUUUCUCUAGAAGUAGGAGUGAUAAUAAAUCUUAGUUUUAACUCAACAAUAUAACGUGUUUGAUAGCAAAAAUGUAAACAUUUUCUAAGGAAAAUAAUCAGAUAACAAAUUUCCUAUCAACAUAAAAAUCUCGCAAUUGAGCAACUAAUGUGAUUUAUUUGGUUUUCUGCAUUAAAUGAUUCAAGUUUUGAAUUAUCCUUCAGGUCAGUCAAGCAGCUCACUUCACAUAAUUUCAUCUGCAUGUUGCAGCUCUCACAGACCAUAACUACAAGUUAAUUAAUCAAAAACUGCGUUUUAUCAAAAACAUAAGUGGCACUACUCCCCAGAUUUCUCCAGCUGCUUUAGCAUCUAUCUUUGGUCGACACUUGUUAGGGUCUUAAAGCUGAAAUCAAAAGUUGCUUUGAUCUUCAAGAGCAUUAAAAUAGGUGAAAUAGACUUUUCACGGUUUCAUCAUAUGCAUUAGGCCUUGUUCAGUACAUAAACUGUCAAAGUAAAAACAACUAACUGGUUAAAAGAGAAAAAUCUGCACGUUUUAUUUUAUAUAAACUGUCAAACAGUAACAUUAAAUUACAAUCUAGAGACGCUGCUUUAACUUAAAGAACUCAAACAAAAACACAAGUCAGUACCAAAACAGAUGAGAUGAUUAACAAAGGUACCUUAUUGCUAAAUACCUCUUAAGGUUAGACUGUCCACAGCCUAUAUAAAUACCUGCAUAU